AUGUCGUCCUCACCCUCCUCCUCAGUAGCGCAUCGCAAAGCACAGAUAGAAGCAAAGAAAGCAAAACUCGAGGAAAUCCGUCGUCAGCGCGAGGAACGUGCACAACGACUCAAAUCCACUGCGACCACCUCCUCCGCCAACACCCAAGAUUCAUUCUCCUCGCGAAGAGACCUCGAUGAUCUGGUCAACUCUCUCAUCUCGGGUUCAUCUGUUCCCGCUUCGACCGCUCCGAGUGUUGGGACGCGUCCGUCGUCCCCGAGGAAGAGCCUGAUAGGUGGUGGGACAAGUCGAGUGGUCAGUGGGAGUGGUGGAGCGCAUGUGGCCAGUUCGGAGAUAGGCGAGAGUGAGAGCGAAGUCCCCUCCACACCUGUCAAGCAAGAUGCGAGGAGCGAAAGGCUAGAACUGAUCGAUGUAGAAAAGGAACUCUUCGAGCUACCCCAAAAGCAACGUGUCUUCUACACCAAGGAAGUGCAGACCUCCUCCACCGACGAUUUCUCCGGUCAACCGUCCGGGGGCGUCGGGACCGAGCCGCGCCCACCUCCUGUGACGGAAGAAUCGCUGCGGGCCAAGAUCCUCUCCGAACAAGCGGCCGACCUCGCGGCGCGCCAAGAAGAGUCCCGGCUAGAACAGGAGAUCGCCGAGCAGCUCCGCGAGCUCACCGCCGAGGAACGGCUCGCCGUCUACUCGGUGCAGGAGUUUAGCGAUUUCGUGGAGCACUCGACCAAGAUCGUGGAGCGCGCCUUGACGGACACGUACGAUUACAUGAGGGACUAUCGCGGUGGGGUGGAGGAUUUCUCCGCCGAAGCGGGGAGAGGUGCGGGCAGUCAGCUGCGCUUGAUCCGGAAGUUUGGCGAGGGUGAUGCGAGGUUUGCGGGGAGGAGCGUGAUGGGGUUGGACUGGUCGAGCAAGUACCCGGAGCUGUGCUGUGCCGCCUACAACCGCACGCGCGAUGGCGCGGACGACGCCAGCGACGGUCUCGUAGCUCUCUGGAAUACGCACCUCACCGAUCGACCCGAGUUCACCUUCACCGCUCCCACCGACGUCACCUCCGUCACCUUCUCUCCGUUUCACCCGACGCUCGUCGUAGGCGGCACAUACUCCGGUCAGAUCCUCAUCUGGGACACCCGCUCUCGCCAAUUGCCCGUGCUCAAGACCCCGCUUUCGGCCAGUGGACAUACGCACCCCGUGUAUGGGUUGAAGAUCAUCGGAUCCACCAACGCCAACAACUUGGUAUCGAGCAGUACGGAUGGUACCGUGUGUUGGUGGAUGCUGGACGUACUGGGUCGGGCGCAGGAGACGUUGGAGUUGGUCAACGCUUCUGGAAACGGUAAGACGGACGAAGUGGCGGUGAGUUGUUUGGGGAUGGUGGAGAGGGAGACCACGUCGUUCCUCGUCGGAAGCGAGGACGGCAAUGUGUAUCAGGGGAACAGGUACGAUCGGGCUGGGUUGAAGGCUGGGUUGAACGCCGGCGAAGUGUAUCGGGGCCAUGUGGGUCCGAUCACCGCGAUCGAUUUCCACCCGCUCAACGGUGGGAGUGUCGACUUCAGCGAUCUCUUCUUGACGUCGAGCAUGGAUUGGACGAGCAAGCUGUGGAGGUUGAGACCCAGCAACACGAUCAAACCCGCCGCGGCGAAGGGUUUUAGGGAGGUGCUGAGCUUCGAAGAGUCCAACGACUACAUCUACGACGUCAAGUGGAGUCCCAUCCACCCGGCCGUCUUUGCUCAGGUCGACGGGACAGGAAAAUUGGAGGUGUUCAAUCUCAACGUCGAUACGGAGCGACCGGUGGCUAGUGUCUCCCCCACCACCACCACCACCACGUCAACGCAACAGCAGAAUGUAGGUGAUGGUGGCGUGCUGAUGGAGGGGGUAGCGGGUAGGGCGUUGAACAAGUUGGCGUGGAGCAAGGAUGGCAAGAAGCUGGCGACGGGUGGGUCGGACGGCGUGGUGUACGUGUACGAUGUGGGUGAGGCACUGUGGAUGGUAGGGGAGGAGGAGUUUGAGGUGUUCCGCGAGGUGGUGGGUAGGUUGUUGACGCCGGAGAGUGCGGUUACGGGUACUACGGGUCGGACGUAG
Molecule: messenger RNA, 2073 nt
Organism: Pseudozyma hubeiensis SY62
Lineage: Eukaryota; Fungi; Basidiomycota; Ustilaginomycetes; Ustilaginales; Ustilaginaceae
Product: dynein intermediate chain
Exons: 1
Coding region: 1-2073 (690 amino acids)
Biological process (GO): transport along microtubule
Cellular component (GO): cytoplasmic dynein complex
Molecular function (GO): dynein light chain binding; dynein heavy chain binding
Source: RefSeq, a predicted model, not a curated record